ACAACACCUUAUUUUCUCUUUUGUUCUCCACACAUAAUACCUAACUUUUCUUUACAAAGUCAAAAUAAUCUGUAAAAAAUGUCUUCCAUCGAGGCCGCGGCUCAGGUCGCCAACAUGUACGAUACGGUUCUUAUUCUGGACUUUGGAUCGCAGUACUCGCAUCUGAUCACCCGCCGUGUGCGCGAAGCCGGCGUCUACUGCGAGCUGCUCCCCUGCACGCAGAAGAUCUCCGAGCUGAAGUUCAAGCCCAAGGGUGUGAUUCUCUCCGGCAGCCCCUACUCGAUCACCGACGAGGGCGCGCCCCACGUCGACCCUGCGGUCUUUGACCUCGGCGUCCCAAUCCUCGGCAUCUGCUACGGUCUGCAGGAGGUUGCACGCAACCUCGGUGGCGAGACCAGCCUGGCGGUCAGGCGCGAGUACGGCCAUGCCGAGCUCACCCUCGACCCGCAGGCCGACCACCACUCGUACAAGCUGUUCCAGGAUGUGCCAUCGCCCACUAACGUGUGGAUGAGCCACGGUGACCAUUUGGAGAGCCCUCCCAAGGACUUUGUCAUCAUCGGUUCCACGGACUCCAGCGCCUACGCCGCCGUCGCCCACAACACCCUGCCUAUCUACGGUAUCCAGUUCCACCCCGAGGUCACCCACAGCAUUGACGGCACUAUUAUACUGCGCAACUUUGUCAUCGGUAUCUGCCACUGCGAGGCCAACUGGACAAUGUCGUCGUUCAUCGACAAGGAGCUCGAGCGCAUUCGCACGCUCGUUGGCCCUACCGGCUCCGUCAUCGGUGCUGUCUCCGGCGGUGUUGAUUCGACCGUCGCCGCUGUUCUGAUGAAGCGCGCCAUUGGCGACCGCUUCCAUGCUGUUCUCGUUGAUAACGGUGUUAUGCGCCUUAAUGAGUGCGCGCAGGUUAAGAAGACGCUUUCGGAUAACCUCGGGAUCAACCUGACUGUUGCCGAUGCCUCGGAUCUGUUCCUUGGCCGCCUCAAGGGCGUCACGGACCCGGAGCGCAAGCGCAAGAUUAUCGGUAACACUUUCAUCGAGGUGUUUGAGUCGGAGUCGUAUAAGAUUGACGAGAUCUCGCGCCAGAAAGGUCUCGGCCCUAUUGAGUGGCUCCUGCAGGGUACCUUGUACCCGGAUGUCAUUGAGAGCAUUUCGUUCAAGGGCCCCUCGGCUACCAUCAAGUCUCACCACAACGUCGGUGGACUCCUGGAGAACAUGCGGUUGAAGCUCAUUGAGCCCCUGCGCGAGCUCUUCAAGGACGAGGUGCGCGCUCUCGGAUCCAUCCUGGAGAUCCCCGAUGAGCUCGUCUGGCGCCACCCCUUCCCCGGACCCGGCAUUGCCAUCCGUGUCCUCGGCGAAGUCACUCCCGAGCAGGUUCAGAUCGCUAGACUUGCUGAUAACAUUUACAUUGAUGAGAUUAAGAAGGCCGGUCUCUAUCGCCAGAUCUCCCAGGCGUAUGCUGCUCUUUUGCCUGUUCGCUCGGUUGGUGUCAUGGGUGAUCAGCGUACCUAUGAGCAGGUUAUUGCUCUGCGUGCUGUUGAGUCCAAGGACUUUAUGACUGCUGAUUGGUUCCCUAUGCCCUACGAGACCCUGAAGCGUAUCAGCAACCGUAUUAUUAAUGAGGUUAAGGGUGUUAACCGCGUUCUGUACGAUGUCAGCUCGAAGCCCCCUAGCACUAUUGAGUUUGAGUAAACUGUAAAAGUUUUUUAUUUUGUUAUCACAUGAAUAUAAACUCAAUAGCCAUAAAACCAGCAGAUAUUUAAGCGCUAUUUGUAUUUAAACGUGUAAAAAAGUGAAUCAAAG
Kickxella alabastrina is the source of this 1803-nucleotide messenger RNA. RefSeq lists its product as uncharacterized. Gene Ontology annotation, cellular component: cytosol. NCBI's taxonomy places the organism in Eukaryota, Fungi, Kickxellomycota, Kickxellomycetes, Kickxellales, Kickxellaceae. Gene Ontology annotation, molecular function: ATP binding; GMP synthase activity; GMP synthase (glutamine-hydrolyzing) activity. The record is from RefSeq and is a predicted model, not a curated record. The coding region runs from base 79 to 1692 and encodes 537 amino acids. The transcript has a single exon. Gene Ontology annotation, biological process: GMP biosynthetic process.